This is a messenger RNA of Hordeum vulgare subsp. vulgare (domesticated barley), 903 nucleotides long. RefSeq lists its product as uncharacterized. Bases 99 to 509 code for a protein of 136 amino acids. The transcript is spliced from 2 exons. Lineage: Eukaryota; Viridiplantae; Streptophyta; Magnoliopsida; Poales; Poaceae. The record is from RefSeq and is a predicted model, not a curated record.
AGGAAAAAGAAAAAAAAGAAAUUCUUCCUGCUCGGCUGUUCUCCUCGCUCGAAACAGAGAGAAGAAAACCUAGAGGAGAAGAGAAAGCGGCGGUGGAGAUGUCGAUCCUGUGGGAGAAGAGCCGGGCGUGGCGGUGGCUGGUGGGGCGGACGCGGGACUCGAAGCCCUUCUUCUUCACCUUCGCGGCGCUCUGCGGCGUCAUCCCCGGCGUCGUCGGCUACGGCGUCAUGCAGCUCACCAGCUCCCGCAACGACAAGCUCGAGGCCCACCUCCGCUCCAACGCCCGCCCGGAGACCACGAUGAUGGGACAAAUCAACAGGGAAAGGCUGGCGGAGUUUCUAGGUGAGAUACAAAGGAAGGAGGACACAAAUGACAGAUACGUCGCUGCUCUUAAAGGGGAGACGCUGACAAGGAAGCCCUAUGAACGCAUCCAGCCCGUCCCCCAGCAAGCUGCACAGGAGAACGCGAAGGACCAGAAAGCUACCCAGGAGAGUGCCAAGGCAAAGUGAUUGGUGCAUGGUUGAUGACCGGGGUGGGUGAAAUGUGCUCUACUAAAUGAACAUAAAUGGGCUGUAGCUCCAAGAGCUUAAUGAACUGCGGACCUUUUUCUGGAAGCAUCGUUAUCUACCUAUGUUUCGAUUGGUCGUGGCACUGCCCCAUACAAAAAACCGAAAAGAUGACGGCAUUGAAUCAUGUAAAUGUUUUACGUGGUACCAAAUAUUUUAGGAACCUUCAUACUUGUUAGUCGAUAUCCUGGUGGUGUUGUCGCGUCGUUAUUUAUUUCACUUGGCGAACAUAUCGUGCAUCUUACGCUUUGUUCUUGAUCAGAACUUUGAUAGCAUUUACAUCUUUGAGGCUGGUGUUAAAUCUUCAUUAUAUUUUUAAUUACUAUGUUCUGUGUUA